AUGUCUAAGGUAUCAUGCCAUACUGUCGUACUUACACUCUUAUCACUCUCACUAUUUGUCAAAAGUGAGACAGAUAACGUGAAUAACAAUUAUUUUAUUACAUUACAAAAACUAUACGGCGAUACAAUAAAUGCACAUCAAACCUUCGUCCACAAUUGGGAUGAUGCUACGCAAAGGAUGAUUAAGGAAGGAAUUACUAACAAUUUUAAUAAGACCAAAGGGAGUAGAUUUUUACAAGUUAAAUUAAAGGGGCCUACGAAUGUUGAGAAUAUAAGGGAGGGACUUUAUGAUACCCAAGCCAAACGAGAUCCCCCGGCAGCAAAAGUUUACAUUGAUGAAAAGGAGGACUUGAAUGAGUUGUAUAAUGAUGCAAAGGAAUAUAAUUUGUUCAGUGAUGACUCGGCCUGGGAUUCCUUCCAAAUGAAUCUACACCAGCUAUAUCGUGAUGUACAGUAA
Molecule: messenger RNA, 456 nt
Organism: Babesia microti strain RI
Lineage: Eukaryota; Apicomplexa; Aconoidasida; Piroplasmida; Babesiidae
Product: conserved Plasmodium protein, unknown function
Exons: 3
Coding region: 1-456 (151 amino acids)
Source: RefSeq, a predicted model, not a curated record